AUGUUUGGAAGCACGCAACCCAAGCCGGCCGGUGGGCUUUUCGGCACAACAACCUCUGCUCCUCAGGCAGGCGGCGUCUUUGGAUCAACUGCGACAACUCAAUCACAAAGCGGAGGACUUUUCGGAUCGACCGCAGCAAGCUCUCAACCAGGUGGAUUGUUUGGAUCUACAGCAACUACUACACAACCGCAAGCAGGAGGGCUUUUCGGGUCUGCGCAGCCCGCACAGAGUGGUGGAUUAUUUGGUUCGACUGCGGCAUCAACACAACCACAAACCGGAGGUCUAUUUGGGUCUGCACAACCUGCACAAAGCGGAGGGCUAUUUGGAAACACAAGCUCUUCACAACCAGGACAGACAGGUGGAUUGUUUGGAUCUUCACAACCUCAGCAGAGUGGUGGACUGUUCGGAAACACCAAUACAUCACAGCCAACUCAGACUGGUGGAUUAUUUGGUGCCUCUAACACAGCAUCACAACCUCAGCAGACUGGGGGGAUGUUUUCAGGUCUCGCGGGACAGCAGAAUCAACCAACUGGCGGCUUAUUCGGAGCUGCAAAUCCAACACAACCCGCUCAAGGUGGUCUAUUCAACAACAUGAACAACCAGAAUCAGAACAAGCCUUCACUAUUUGGGUCGUCUGCACAAGGUGCUGGUCAACUCAAUCAGAACACUGGUCAAGGCCUUUUCGGAAGCACAUUGGGAGGCGGUCUUUCUUUAGGACAAUCAAAUCAACAACAGCAGACAGUUCCGGGCGUGCGAGUAGAUCCCUCCCAAAUCCGAGGCACAACAAGAUUCAACGACCUGCACGAAGAGCUGCAGAAAGAAAUCACCAAAUUCGACGACAUAAUCCAGGCGCAGAUCCAGUUGAAGAAUCAGUGUGAUGCAAUCAUGACAGCCCACGAUUCACAAUUAGCACAAGUUCCCACCGAUGUUGAGUUCUGCAGACGAAAGUUGAUCGGAGUUGAGAAUGCUGCGGAUUCUGAUGUUCAGGCCAUUUCUCUGGCACAGAAGCUUGUCAAGACGGAUGCUGAGCACGCCAAGUUGAGCUUCAAAGCUAUCGACAACUUGAAGCUUCCGCCACAAUACCACAACUCGAACAUCUGGUCCUCUAAAGCUGUUAGUGGCUCGCAGACCCAGUCUAAUGGAGAUGCCGAAGCACAGGAUAUCGUCAGUUUCUUCUCUUCAACUGCAGACGAGAUCGCGAGCACUUUGUCGAGCUACCAGAAGCACAUGAUCGAAAUCGAGCAGCAUCUCCGGAAUGUUGAAGCCAGCUCAGUCUCCCAACAAAGCGAAUUUCUUGCGAGAAAGAACGGCGCAGGUAUCGGACAAGAUGACCCUAUAGAGCAACUUACAGGUGCAUUGACGGAGUUCGAGAGCAGCUUAUUGGGCGUGGCGGGACGAGUUGGUGGUGCCAGAGAAGGUCUACAAAGUCUGCAGCUUGGUAAAUUUACAGGCCCUCCUACUACGACAAGAAGUGGAUACAGGAAUGGCGUCUACUGA
Molecule: messenger RNA, 1497 nt
Organism: Mollisia scopiformis
Lineage: Eukaryota; Fungi; Ascomycota; Leotiomycetes; Helotiales; Mollisiaceae
Exons: 2
Coding region: 1-1497 (498 amino acids)
Biological process (GO): nucleocytoplasmic transport
Cellular component (GO): nuclear pore
Molecular function (GO): structural constituent of nuclear pore
Source: RefSeq, a predicted model, not a curated record